AUGUGCAGUGCCCAGCAGGCCACACAGCAAAGAUUUCAGAGGAGUGGGGACAGGAGAAUAACUAACAUCCCUGGAGAGACCCAUUGGGACAUUUUAGCAAUGGACUCUGCUCCACCUCUUCUCACUCAAACCCUUCCUUCUCAGUCUCCUCCUGUUUCCCAUAUGAAUCCUUCAUCACCUCCACAAUCUAUUUCUCAACAGAUCAUAUCCCCCACAUCUCCUCAACCUGCUUCUCCUCCAAGCCCACCAUCAUCUCUUCAUAUCUCUUCCUCUUCUGCUUCUCUUUCACCUCCUCCUCAUAUCACAGAUUUGUCUCUCCCUUCUCAGAAUUCUCCAUCAAAGUCUUCACCUUUACCUCGUACCAGUCCCGUAGCAGCUUCUCUCCCGCUCUCUUCUCCAGUUUCCCCCUCCCCUGUCUCCCUGUGUGCCCUUCCUGAAAGCCUUUCUCCUGAAAGAGUUAGUUUCUGUCCUUUUCCUAUUGCUCCAAGUCCACCUCCAAGUGCUCUUUCUCCCCCUCCACCAUCUGAAUCCCCUUUUCCAGUCUCUCCUUCUCCUUCUCCAUCUCCAUCUCCAGCUUCUUUGUGCCCACCAGCUGACUCUUCUGCUUCUUCCACACCUCCAGGCUCUCCCAGUGUAACAACUAUUCCAUCCUCCCCACAAAAUCCUGACAGCUGUCCAUUAUUCUCACUGCCUCCAACUUCACCAUCUCCUCCUCCAUCUUCCCUGUCGCCAUCUCAGACUUCACCUUCUCCUUCCCCCCCACCUGCAUCUCUACCUGCCCCAUCUUCCCUGCUUGGGAUUUCUUUUGCUGAUGAAGAACUGGAUCUUCAGCGCCAUUCCAAUGGUUUUUCUGAUGGUUCAAGCUCCAAGUCCCGUCAAUUUCCAUGUACGAUAUGUGGGAAGCAGUUCCGUUUUAUCAGCAUUCUAGCACUUCAUGCAAGCACCCACAGAGUGCGUGGAAACCUUGCACAAGGUCGUGGAGGGCACAAGACUCAUUUUGAGACAAACUCCCAAAGGCCAUUGCUGCUGGGGCACCAGCAUCAGAAAGAACCAAAUUCCCCUGUAAUAUCAAAUUCAGCUAUAGAAGAUGUACAGGAGCCAGUCCCUGUAUUGACUAUUCCAGCUACACAUCCCACACUUCGCCAUCCUUGCCCUUUCUGCAAAGGUAAAUUUCGAAAGGCAGCUGAACUGGAACGCCACCUCAGAAUUCUCCACAGGCCUUAUAAAUGUCACCUCUGUGACUUUGCAGCAUCUCAGGAGGGGGAGCUGAUAGUUCAUGUUGAGAGGAGACAUUCAGCUCCUCAGCGACCCAAGAUUGUUCCACCUCUACCAACACCAACUCCAACUCCCGCCCUGCCUCCUGCUGAGUUUAAAUGUGAGAUUUGUUCCCAGAGCUUCACUCAGUCCUGGUUCCUAAAAGGCCAUAUGCGUAAGCAUAAGGACUCCUUUGACCAUAGAUGCUCAGUUUGUGGACGAUGCUUCAAGGAGUCCUGGUUCCUGAAAAACCACAUGAAGGUCCACCUUGGCAAGAUAAAAGGGGUAGGAGGGCAGGAACCCCCUGCACAUCAACCUUCUCAGUCCACCCAUACUACCACUACAAAUUCUCCAUCAUCUUCAUCUUCCAGACUUCUUGGAUAUCAAAAUUUCUAUUCUGGUCUCCUACUGAGAUUGCCUCCUCCUGGGGAUGCUACCUGUUCCCAGAUGCUUCAAGCUACGGCAAGAGCAAUGCAGAGUGGGGAUAAUGAGCAAGAUGGAGCAGGAGCAUCUGCAAGAGGGCAGACACUGGGUACUCCUGUUGGAGAGGGAGCCUCACCUAAGGGUAUGUUACCACAGGGCUCCUCUGGAAUUGUACUGAAAACAGUGGGCUUUCCAGAUAAGAAUGGAUGGAGUGUCAACUCCUCUCAGAGGCCUCGUGGAGCAACUGGAAGAGACUGCCCCUUCUGUGCCAAAUCAUUUCGUUCUUCCCAUCAUCUAAAGGUGCAUUUGCGAGUUCACACAGGUAAGCAAGCAGCCAAGCUUUUCAGUUGUAUUCAUUUUUAUUAA
Molecule: messenger RNA, 2043 nt
Organism: Staurois parvus
Lineage: Eukaryota; Metazoa; Chordata; Amphibia; Anura; Ranidae
Source: the annotation of a GenBank genome assembly